AUGAAAGCACUUUUGAUGCAACAUCAAUGUGUGAAAGCUCUUGAUGAGUCUUGGGAUGAAGAUCUCAUAGAAAGAAAAAGAAACGAACAAAUUGACACUGUAUGGAGUUUUAUUUUCUUACAUUUGUCUAAUAGUAUCAUUAGGGAAGUAGGAAAGACUGUGACUGCUGAAGAAAUAUGGACAAAACUUGAAUCACUUUAUAAAACGAAAUCACUUCCAAAUAAAUGUUAUCUUUGGAAACAAUUCUUUAGUUUCAAGUUUGACCCACAUUUUGAUCUUGAAGCAAAUCUAGACAGAUUUAAUAAACUAACUCAAGAUCUCACAAAUAGCAGUGAAAAACUCACUAUUGAACAACAGACAGUAGCCUUAUUGUCUGCCUUACCGGAAAAAUAUAAAGAUUUAAGAAAUGCUCUUGAAUAUGGAAGAACUUUCAUUACUGUGGAAGUUAUUGUUGCCUCUUUAAGAAAUAAAGAACUAGAGUUUCAAAGUGAAACUAAAACCUCCUCUAUAGGUUUUGGUUAUAUUGUCAGAGGACAUAAUUAA
Olea europaea var. sylvestris is the source of this 543-nucleotide messenger RNA. RefSeq lists its product as uncharacterized. The record is from RefSeq and is a predicted model, not a curated record. NCBI's taxonomy places the organism in Eukaryota, Viridiplantae, Streptophyta, Magnoliopsida, Lamiales, Oleaceae. Bases 1 to 543 code for a protein of 180 amino acids. The transcript has a single exon.